CAAUGACGAAUGGGUCAACAGGUAUCUUCCGGUGCGGGUCCCGUAAUCAGAAAAUAUGGCUUAUUUCAGUGGGAUGAGAAGUUUUGAUAGACGAAACAUAUGAGAUUCCCCGUGUGAUGACCUUCACUGCUUCUUUUCUUCACCACAACCUGCUAUUCUUUCAUUUGACAUAACCCACCCAAAUGGCAGGAGCAUUGGUCGGCGGAGCCUUUCUCGCGGCUUCCUUGCAGGUGCUUCUCGAUAAGCUGGCCUCCCACGGGAUCGGAGACUAUAUCUGGGGAAGGAAACUGGAGGAGGGCCGGCUCGUGAAGAAGCUCACAGUAACACUAUUGUCUGUUGAGGCGAUGCUGCAUGAUGCUCUUAAGAAACGAACUCCCAAUUCAGCCGUUACAGAGUGGUUGAGCGAGCUACAAAGUACUAUAAAUGAAGCACAGAGCCUGUUGAACGAGAUUGCUGCUCAAGGGUCAAACGAUAAACCGAGAAGCAGAUCAUCGAGAAGCAAAGCCAUCCGGGAGAUUCUCGAGAGGUUAGAACACAUGAGCAGGCAAAAGGACGUUCUCGAUCUGAUUGAACUGUCAUAUAUUUUGCCAACAACCUCAAUACCGGUGCACGAGUCAGAUGUAGUUGGGAGGGUGGAUGACAAAGAGGGCAUAGUCAGCAUUCUGCUGUCGAAUCAUAUAGUUGAUGAGGACUCGAUAAAGGUGAUCGGGAUCGUCGGUGUUCCCGGUGUAGGUAAGACCACGCUUGCUCAGCUUGUGUACAAUGAUAACAGAAUGGGAGAGCAUUUUGAUCUCAGAGUAUGGGUGUGUCUUUCAAGUAGACCAGAUGUUUACUCUGUGACAAAGACUAUCUUCAAAGCAGUCACUUCGGCUGCUUGUGACGUUGAUGAUCUUAAUCUGCUCCAAGUUAGAUUACGAGAACAACUGGUGGGCAAGAGGCUCCUACUUGUUCUGGACGAUGUUCGGGGUAUCGAGGAUUGUAGAGAAUGGGAGGUCCUGAGAAGUCCUUUCAGAUUCUGCGCUCUGGGAAGUUGCCUUAUUGUAACUACACGAUGCGAAAAUGUAGCGGGUACUGUGCGGACUCUCCCGCUCCAUCAUUUAAACCCACUCUCAGAUGAAGAUUGCUGGAGUCUGUUCUCAAGGGACGCAUUUGAUGUUGGAUGCCCCGCUGCUGAUCCUGAACUAGAGGCAAUAGGAAGAGACAUUGUCCGGAAGUGCAGAGGGCUUCCUAUAGCUGCCAAAACAUUGGGCGUUCUUCUCCGGGAAAAGCCAGAUCGUGAGGAAUGGGAUAAGAUUCUGAAGGAUGAUGAAUGGGAGUCGUCGCGCAAUAUGACCGACAUUCUUUUAAAGCUAAGAAAAGGAACUAAAGCUCGAAAAACAGUGCAAAAGAGCGGAACCGAACAGGCCACUGAUCGAAACCUACAUGUUAUUGGAAAUAACUCGGUGCCACCGAGUAGGAACAGCAGGUCCAAGAAAGCAACGCUUCCCUUGUACUGUGUGCUUUGGCUCAUCUUAUUGGUGAUUGUGAGCAUCUCGGUCUUCAAAAGUGCAAAUAAGUUUCACACUAACAAGAGGAAUGGAAAGCUGGCCAGCAUGUGUGAUUUACGAGCAAAAAUGCUGCAGGAUCAAUUCGGGUACCACGUUAACAACUCCUUCUCCUUUGUGAUCUUCCUAACACAGGUUCGUAGAAUGCACCGCGUGUUAGACAACGAUCAGUGCGGGGAAGUCCUCCAUAAUUACAUUUCGGGAGCUGAGUCCAUGUUCCCAUUUCUGGGGACAGUAACAUUUGAUGUACUACGCAAUGUCCCCGAUGAAUAUAAGCCUGUCAUGGGAUGUUACACAACCAGAACUGAUAAUCCUUUGGCACCUCUCAUCUUAGCCAAGCAAUUGCAGACGGAUAUUAUGAAUGCAAUAGCCACAGGAGACACUGUUAUAUCAAGGCCAUUCUAUUUCAAGCAGACUCAUCCUCACCAUCUUCGUUUUGCACUGAUUGUCCCCCUUUAUUCUGCAUGUCGAAUCUUCAAUUCAAUGAGGGAAGAGCGCAUUAGAGCAGGUUCCGGGUACAUUGCAAUGGUCUUUGAUUUUGACUCCUUGGUAGAGCACGUAUUCGGGCAACUCGACGGAAAUCAGACGAUCUCAGUGGCUGUACAUGAUGUGACCAACUCCACUGAGUACUUUCUGCUGUUUGACUCUGGAGAUUAUACGAGCAACAAGUUUCAUGUUUAUGAGAACAGGCUUGAACUGGGGGACCCAUUCCGGAAAUAUAAGAUCACAUGUUGGUACCACCAGAAGGCGCCCCUCUCUUGGAUUGUAAUCUCAAUCACAUGCUUAACCAUUGCAAUAGGUUUACUGUUGGGAUGUAUGCUUCUCGGAGCAGCAAUCCAUAGUCUGAGAAUUCAAGAAUUGGAGGCUCAAGCGGAAGCUGUUAAUGCUGCCAGCUCCUCGUUCCUGGCAGCGGCUUCAGGGGAGAUCAAAAUGCCAGCAAACAGCAUCCUUGAAACUCUAGUGCUGGUUCUGAGCACGGAACUGCGAUCACCCCAGAAGGACUAUGUUCGAGUUGCUCAAGAAGGCUGCAAAAGGCUGAUAGAUUUGAUAGAUGAGGUGUCCGACAAAAAAAUCCUGACAUCCUGAUCUGACAGAGUUAAAGUUCAUUGCAUAAAGUUUGAUAAUUGCAACAGGUCUCCAUAAUGGUCUGGACGCGACCUGGUGCCUGUGUAGUAUUAAAUGAAGCAAUGCAGUGAACAUAAAAUAAUAUACGAUCCAGUAGUAGCUAUUGUAUUUCUGUCAUAUCCAUUAUUGCAAAGUAUAAAAGAGUGUAUUCUGCUAUAUUGAUAUUACACAAGAGUGACCUCCUAACAAU
Punica granatum (pomegranate) is the source of this 2859-nucleotide messenger RNA. The record is from RefSeq and is a predicted model, not a curated record. Lineage: Eukaryota; Viridiplantae; Streptophyta; Magnoliopsida; Myrtales; Lythraceae.